UAGAAAUUUUAGCAGGCCACACUAUACAUUUAAUAGAAAUAACUAAAGAAACCUAAAACGCUAGAAGAAACAAUGUCGAAUUUUGUACGUCAAUCUUAUAAGUUAUUUGUGGGCAAUUUACCCUGGACCAUUGGUCAAAAGGAAUUGCAAACUUAUUUCUCCAAGUUCGGGCAUGUCUCCUCUUCAUCCAUAAUCUAUGAUAAACAGCAGGGCUUUUCGAAGGGUUUCGGUUUUGUAACAUUUAGCAGUAGUGAUGCCUAUAAUAGUGCCUGCAAUCAAAAUGUUCACUUUUUAGAGGGACGUGUACUUAAUGUUAAGGAAGCUAAUAAUCAAUAAGUUUAUAAUUUAUGUAUGUAAAUGAAAUGAAAUAAAUUGAAUUAUUUAAAUUAAAA
Messenger RNA from Lucilia sericata (common green bottle fly), 392 nucleotides. It is a transcript of the gene SLIRP2, whose product is annotated as glycine-rich RNA-binding protein 8. Gene Ontology annotation, molecular function: mRNA binding. The transcript has a single exon. NCBI's taxonomy places the organism in Eukaryota, Metazoa, Arthropoda, Insecta, Diptera, Calliphoridae. The record is from RefSeq and is a predicted model, not a curated record. The coding region runs from base 73 to 336 and encodes 87 amino acids.